CCGUUGGUUCAAUAGCAUUCGACUUUGUUGGUUGGUAGACCUUAGCACACGAAGCGUUAAACAAUUAUUAAAUUUUAUAAAAGUUAAUUUGUGAAAAUGUGUGAGCAGUAUUGCGACAAGUUCGAGACCUUCAAUCCGGAGAUUGAGUUUGCAAAGUUUCAAAAACGCAAGCCAGUUGUAAGAACUGCUCAACUUUAUGAGAAUCUGCACAAGCGAGAGGACAUCAAGUGUCCCUAUAGUUUCAAGGGUUAUGGCGUGGAGACGGACUCCAAUACAAUGUACCGCACCUGCAACUCGGAAUACGGUUACUAUGCACCCAAUGCCUAUACAAUUCCCAAGCGUUUCUAUCCACUGCCCCAGAAUUUCUCCAAUGAAGUCGUUCGCUUCGGCAUGUAUCGCAAUUUCUCUUUAAACACGCACAUGGAUCGCACCUUCUACUAAAAUACCAGCGUUUAAGCCUUCAAUCACUCUCAGGUCGUCUCAACUUUUAUUGGUUUUCUAUGCCAUUUGAAAAUUUUAAGCUGGACAACAAAUGAAACCUUUCUCCGAAUAUUUACCCUUAUAAGCAACCCAGAAGAAAUCUGUCAUUAAAAAAUUGUAAAAUGUCAAUAAGGCACCAAAAAAAUUAUAAAAUUUUAUAAAAGCAAA
Drosophila ficusphila is the source of this 648-nucleotide messenger RNA. RefSeq names its product UPF0691 protein C9orf116 homolog. The transcript is spliced from 2 exons. The record is from RefSeq and is a predicted model, not a curated record. Lineage: Eukaryota; Metazoa; Arthropoda; Insecta; Diptera; Drosophilidae. The coding region runs from base 97 to 441 and encodes 114 amino acids. Gene Ontology annotation, biological process: axoneme assembly. Gene Ontology annotation, cellular component: axonemal microtubule.